Messenger RNA from Danio aesculapii, 3282 nucleotides. It is a transcript of the gene kcnn4, whose product is annotated as potassium intermediate/small conductance calcium-activated channel, subfamily N, member 4. Gene Ontology annotation, cellular component: neuron projection; neuronal cell body; plasma membrane. The record is from RefSeq and is a predicted model, not a curated record. Gene Ontology annotation, molecular function: small conductance calcium-activated potassium channel activity; intermediate conductance calcium-activated potassium channel activity; calmodulin binding. Lineage: Eukaryota; Metazoa; Chordata; Actinopteri; Cypriniformes; Danionidae. The transcript has 9 exons. Gene Ontology annotation, biological process: potassium ion transmembrane transport. Bases 380 to 1825 code for a protein of 481 amino acids.
AGUCGCGCGCUUUACCACAUCUUGAACUUGGGAACGUGAAAAAAAGAAAUGGAAACAAAUUAAAAAUAAACGCAUUUCACAUUUAAAGCACGACGAUACACUAUUUGAAGAUGAAGUUGAUGUGGUUUAUCCACAGUUUACGUAAGAGCGUCUGAUAGAGAGCGCCUUCCCACAGACUCAGUCAAAUGCUGAGGCGCGUAACAGUCUGAGUGGAGGAUCGCAGGUAGGAGCGCGCAUUUCGCUCUUCACUCAGCACAUCGUGAUAAUACCUGGUUUCGCUGUGCUAUGUCUUCCGAAAUUUUGUUAGGAGAAGGGGAAGGACAGGAUGGGGAACAAGGCGACUGAGGGCGACAGUGUCGACUGAAAACACGAGCGCGCUAUGGAGAUGACCGCUCGCUUCGCGCACUUGGAGACCAUGGUGGACGGCAGAAACUGCGAUGGGCUUGUGAACCACAACGGGGAAACGACGGAGAUAAGAGUACCGCUGACCCACAUGGGGAAGAGAAUGAGUCCGAUUGAAGGGAUGAACCUUUACAGACUGCGCGACAGAAAGUUCCUGCUGGAGGACAAAAGGCGCCUGUGCGCGUGGGCACUGGGCACCGCGCUGUUGGGUAUUCUGCUGAUGGUGUUGCAUGCUGAGCUGUGCCCGGUAGUUUACCAGCCGGGAUCCAUAUAUGCCCUCUCCAUAAACGGUCUCAUUAGUUUCUCCACUGGUUGUCUGCUCAUUCUCAUCAUCGCCUUUCAUUAUAAAGACAUCAGACUUUUCAUCAUUGACCACAACCAGGUGGACUGGCGCAUUGCCAUGACCAGCAACCGGGUGCUUGGCAUCUCCCUGGAGCUUAUGGUCUGCGCCAUCCAUCCCGUGGCCAUCUACCUGAGGCCAGACGGGGAGGACAAACACGGGAGGAAACCGGAGCAGAAUUCGUCAACCCCACUGUGCUUGUCGUCCAGUCACAGAGAAGUCAUGCUGGAUGUGGAGCUGCUGCUGUCGGCCCUCAUGUUCUUGAGACUGUAUCUGGUGCACAGAGCUGUCCUGUUACACAGUAAAGUGCUCCUCAGCGCCUCGUACAGGAGCAUCGGCUCCCUCAACAACAUCAACUUCACCUUCCGCUUCGUGCUCAAGGUGUUAAUGAACAAAUAUCCAGCCCGAACGCUGCUGGUCUUCAUUAUGUUCUUCUGGCUCUCUGCAUCUUGGAUGCUGCGACUGUGUGAAAGGGAGAAGCAGGUAGACACAGGUGGCAUGGACACAGCACUGUGGCUCAUCGCCAUCACCUUCCUCACAGUGGGCUAUGGAGACGUGUCCCCUCACACCAGCUGCGGAAAGGUGGUGUGUCUCUUCACAGGCGUCAUGGGUGUGGCUUGUACUGCUAUGUUGGUAGCAGUCAUGACUAAGAAAUUGGCACUUAACAAAGGAGAGAAACAUGUGCAUUUCUUCAUGAUGGACAUUCAGAUCUCAAAGCGGAUCAGACACGCAGCAGCCAAUGUGCUGAGGGAAUGUUGGCUUCUGCAUCGCACCACCCAAACUAAAUACACCAGUGGAGAACAUCGACACCAUCAGAGGUGCCUGCUGGAGGCCAUCCGUGUAUUUCGUCAUUUGCGGUUGAAGCAGAGGAAGUUAAGAGACUAUGCCAGUGAAAUGGUGGAUCUCUCAAAGAUGCAGAUGAUCAUGUGUGAUCUGAGCGCAAACUGGAACAGCUCUUAUCACGAGCUGGAGCAGCGAAUCAUCUCCAUGGAGCAGAAGCUGGAUGAACUAGGACGCUCCUUCCAAAACACCUCCGAGCUGCUCACACAGGCGCUACAUCACCGCAGACUGGACUACAGGUGACCUGUGGCAUCUCUUUGCAAGGCUAAUAGUCUUCAUCCUCUGAGCACUCUACAGCCAAGCCACUUGGACUGAUGGAAGAUCUUUAUGACAUUUUAAGAAGAUCCAUUAAAACCACAGUUUUAUCGCGAACAGACGCUUUACCGUGCAUAUUUAAGAAUGUCUUUCUCAAUUCUACAAACAUGAACUUGGGUAAAGGUUUUUUGGUUACUUUAAAAGUUUGACCUCUGAUUUACUUUCACUUCAUCGAUUAUUUCAUAACCAUGAGAUGGAGAUUCUGGUGUUAUGCUAUGAAGCAAAUUUAGAUUUGUUGUAACACACAUCACACAGGCCUCAGUGUGAUUUAUAUUAUUGUGAAAGUCAUUUUUUUUUGUUUUUAUUAUCAGCCUAUAGUUUCUGUUUGUUGAUAAUAAUGGGGAAGUUAGUCAUUCCCAAUCCAAAUCUCGGAUAUUCAUCUCAGAAUUUUUGAAGUAUUAUUCAUUCUGAGCACCUUGAGUUGCGUCCACUGCAUAAAAACAUAUACCUGAGUAAUUAAUGGUUCAUUCCUCCGUGGCAACCCCUGAUAAAUCAGGGACUAAGUCGACAGAUAAUUUCAUAUCUCUAAUUUAAUACACGAUUUUCAAGAUAUUUCAUGAAAGUCUCCAUUAAACUCAAGUAUUCUUCAGUUUUUAAUAUGUACUUUAACACACACACAAUCCAACACACUGUCCUUCAGAGUGCCCUCCAUUUGAUAGCAUGCAUGAACAUCAAAGUUUGGAGUGAAGUGUAUGGAAACAAGAGCUGUGUGUGUAAGCCACACUCCACUGGGCUUAAGAGGCACACUAGCAACUGAUGCUAUAUGAUGUGUUUUUAAGCAUCAUUGUAGGCGCGCCAGUUUCCCAUGCCAGAAAUUGAACCAGGAGUUGAGAACAAAGGGGUUACAUACACAUAACCUACUCAUGAAUACCAAAUUAUACUUAGGGUUAAACUUAAUGGAAACUUCUUCAAAUGCAAGUUAGAUCAAUCAUAGUCAAUCACCAUAGUUGGGUCCCAAGGAUAAACCAGACUUCUCACAGCCUAUUCCCCUAGUACACUGUUAUUUUUAGAGCAACCCUUACUCAGGCAGAACCACCUGCACCCACAGAAACCCAAUAAAAAAUCUGGGAAUGACUUGAAUUUCCAUCAGCCCCUUUUACCUGACAGGGCAUCUGUCGACGACGGCAUGUGCCAGCUCUAAUUACACCAUGAAAAGGUUUUGUGAGUAAUGCUCUUCAAAAUACUGGUGUAAAGGAAAAAUCUUUAUUGCUGAAGUCUGUGUUUAAGUUAAGGGCUUAAAACAGAGGCUGUCAGACCUCUCUGUUAGCCCCUCCUGGUGGGCUAAAGUAUGUGUUACACAUUUGAAAAAGCUAAAAUUACAAUUUAGUCACCAUUACUCACCCUUAAAUGGUUCCUAACAUUUAGGGAGUUAUUUUUCUGUUGAA